AAAACGUUCACUUUUGUAGGCUUCCCCAUUUUUCUGAUGUCCAUCUCACCUUUUUCUUUCUCAUAAAACCUCUUUGCAGCCUCAGAACAGUACCAUCUCUCUCUCUUUCUUCAACUUGCUUUCGAUCAUUAUCAUUAUUUAUGCAAGUUGUUUGUUGCUUCUCUUCUCAGCUUAAAAAAGCUUAUCCAUGGAUAGUCUAAUGGUUGCUACUACUGCAACUGUGCAAGAAAACAAGAAAAGAGCUCCCAAAAGAAUCAAGAAAGUCAAGAAACAGCCUAUGAAAGUUGUUUACAUAACUAACCCUAUCAAGUUCAAAACCAGUGCUUCUCAAUUUAGGGCUUUGGUGCAAGAACUCACUGGCCAAGAUUCUGAACUGCCUGCAGACCCAACUAGCUGGUUUCUUGAUCGUUAUCAUCAUGAUGGUGAUAAUCUAACGGACCCAGAUGCAUCAAGAAACAAUGAUGAUGAUGAUCGUGCACUGGUGGAGGUGGUCCCCACUUUGGAUUUUAAAGACCACGAGCAACUUGAAAGAGUAGUACUAGAUCCUGAUGCUCCUCCACUGGAGUUGUUUGAUGAUAUUUUCAUUCCCCAAAUAUUGGAGAGUUGCUCCUCUUCUGGGUUAAUGACAUCAAGUUUAUUCUAUGAAUCUUCUGCUGCUGCUUCUGCUACUACAACAACAACUCAUGUGGAUUUGCUAAGAACCCUAAAUUGAGUAAGCACUUUCUCUCUGGAUAUGUAAUUAAUUAAUUAACUAAUUAUAAUAUGAUGUUUGGUAAUUUCCUUAUGUAAUUACUAAUUAACAAUAAUUAAACUUUUCCCUGUGCAAUCUGAUCUUGGAUUCUAUCUUUCAA
This is a messenger RNA of Jatropha curcas, 851 nucleotides long. RefSeq lists its product as uncharacterized. Lineage: Eukaryota; Viridiplantae; Streptophyta; Magnoliopsida; Malpighiales; Euphorbiaceae. The record is from RefSeq and is a predicted model, not a curated record.